AUGUCACAUCACCACGACCACUCGCACUGCCACGAUGAGCACCAUGAUCAUGGCGACGGCCACGAGCACGAUCACACCGACGACAUCACACCCGCGCUCCAGAAUAUUCUCCACGAGCAGAUCGACUUCAGCAAGCUCGUGACGCUCAACGAAGACGAAUCCAACAGCGGCCGCGCAAUCUGCCAGAAGACAUGGGCACAACGACUCGAACCCGAGCCCGAGCUGAAGAGUUCAGCAGACGAGCAGCUGUUGAUGAACGUCCCCUUCACCGGACAGGUCAGGCUGCAUAGCAUACUCCUUCGCACUUCGAAUUCGCCCUCAUGUCCCAAGACUCUCAAAGUCUUCGUCAACGAGGAUAGCGUGGACUUUGAGACGGCCAGCGAGAAGGAACCUACACAGACGCUCGAGGUCAGCCAGACCAACGAGGUGCAGGAAAUCCCCGUCAAGCGCGCAUACUUCAACACGACCAGGAGUCUGGCGCUGUUCUUCGAGGACAAUUGGAGUCUUGGCGAAGAGGACGAGACGAGGAUCAGCUAUCUAGCGUUCAAGGGCGACUUUAUGAAGCUGAAUAAGGAGCCAGUUAGUGUGCUGUAUGAGGCGGCGGCGAAUCCGAGCGAUCACAAGAACAUCGUGGGCAUUGGGCAGGGGGUGGGGAGAAGUAUUCAGUGA
Messenger RNA from Cucurbitaria berberidis CBS 394.84, 669 nucleotides. RefSeq names its product DUF1000-domain-containing protein. The record is from RefSeq and is a predicted model, not a curated record. Bases 1 to 669 code for a protein of 222 amino acids. Lineage: Eukaryota; Fungi; Ascomycota; Dothideomycetes; Pleosporales; Cucurbitariaceae. Gene Ontology annotation, cellular component: nucleus. The transcript has a single exon.